AUGGCAAAGAAGUCGACUAAACCCGCUGCUAAGCCUAAGGCUGCUGCCAAGACCGAGGAGACUUUGUCUGUCGACCAUGUGUCCGACUCCUCCUCUUCUGAGGAGUUGUCCAGUGACGAAGAAAUCGAAAUGGAAGAGCCACAAGCUGACACCCCAGCACAGAAGGGUCAAAAGGGACACAGCGUGAACCUUCAGAAGCAGGGAGCCAGUGAGACCACCAAAAUUAAGAAACUGGGUGGUGUCAUCUACGUGGGAAGACUCCCCAAGCAGUUGGAAGAGCGCGAGUUGAAGAAGUACUUUGGCCAGUUUGGCGACAUCACCAACGUUAGAGUGUCCAGAAAUAAAAAGACCGGUUCCUCCAGACAUUAUGCAUUUGUUAAGUUCAAGCAGCACGAUGUGGCUGCCAUCGCUGCAGAGACCAUGAACAACUACCUCAUUUUCGGCCACUUGUUGAAGGUGCAUGUAAUCGAGAACCCUAAGGACAACUUGUUUUCGGCUAAGAUGACGCCUGGCUUCAAAGAGUUUGACUGGAGAGGCAAGGAAUAUGCUGAGGCCAUGAAGGCUAAGCCAUUGGAGACCUGGAAGAAGUUGCAGCUGGAGUAUGAGCAGCAGAAGGUUGAGAAAUUUGAAGAGUUGAAAUCCCUCGGGUUUGACUAUGUUCUCGAGGCGUAG
Molecule: messenger RNA, 672 nt
Organism: Sungouiella intermedia
Lineage: Eukaryota; Fungi; Ascomycota; Pichiomycetes; Serinales; Metschnikowiaceae
Source: the annotation of a GenBank genome assembly